This is a messenger RNA of Wyeomyia smithii (pitcher-plant mosquito), 2801 nucleotides long. It is a transcript of the gene Hsp60A, whose product is annotated as heat shock protein 60A. Gene Ontology annotation, biological process: protein refolding; apoptotic mitochondrial changes; protein import into mitochondrial intermembrane space. Gene Ontology annotation, molecular function: ATP-dependent protein folding chaperone; ATP binding; protein-folding chaperone binding. Gene Ontology annotation, cellular component: mitochondrial matrix; mitochondrial inner membrane. The record is from RefSeq and is a predicted model, not a curated record. The transcript is spliced from 4 exons. NCBI's taxonomy places the organism in Eukaryota, Metazoa, Arthropoda, Insecta, Diptera, Culicidae. Bases 143 to 1867 code for a protein of 574 amino acids.
GCAGCAACAGCAGCGGUCGCUCUGCUAUAUAACUUUUCUUCAACAAAGUGAAAAACGUGCUGGGUGUAAUCACACAAAAUAGUGCUUCAAAGCCUUUGAAUAGUAGCGAGUUGAAUCAACAUUUAUCUUAUAAACGUUCAGAAUGCUUCGCCUGCCGACUAUGUUACGUUGUUCUGCGGCCCGCCAAGUGGCGGCUGGUUAUCGCGGUUAUGCCAAAGAUGUCCGCUUCGGACCGGAGGUGCGCGCUCUGAUGCUUCAAGGUGUUGACGUCUUAGCCGAUGCCGUUGCGGUUACAAUGGGACCGAAGGGUCGCAAUGUAAUCCUGGAACAGAGCUGGGGAUCUCCAAAAAUUACCAAAGACGGUGUCACCGUCGCCAAGGGUAUCGAGCUAAAGUGUAAAUUCCAGAACAUUGGUGCCAGGCUGGUUCAAGACGUCGCCAACAAUACCAACGAGGAGGCCGGUGACGGUACAACCACGGCUACCGUUUUGGCCCGGGCGAUCGCCAAGGAGGGAUUCGAUAAAAUUUCCAAAGGUGCUAACCCGGUGGAGAUUCGUCGCGGUGUGAUGCUGGCCGUCGAUGCCGUUAAAGAUCACCUCAAGACAAUGUCGCGCAAUGUGACCACUCCGGAAGAAAUCGCCCAGGUGGCUACUAUUUCUGCCAACGGAGACCGUUCUAUUGGUGAUUUAAUCAGCGAAGCGAUGAAGCGUGUUGGCAAGGAUGGUGUCAUCACGGUGAAGGACGGCAAGACACUGACCGAUGAGUUGGAAGUUAUCGAAGGAAUGAAAUUUGAUCGUGGUUACAUUUCGCCUUAUUUCAUCAACUCGAGCAAGGGUGCCAAAGUUGAAUUCCAGGAUGCACUGGUUUUGUUCUCGGAGAAAAAAAUCUCAAACGUGCAGUCCAUUAUUCCAGCGCUAGAGUUAGCCAACUCACAGCGUAAACCACUCGUCAUAAUCGCUGAGGACGUUGACGGGGAAGCUCUGAGUACGCUGGUCGUUAACAGACUGAAGAUUGGACUGCAGGUUGCCGCCGUCAAAGCACCCGGUUUCGGCGAUAACCGCAAAAGCACUUUAACUGACAUGGCUAUUAGCACCGGUGGAAUUGUAUUCGGCGAUGAUGCCAACUUGGUGAAAUUGGAAGACGUUCAACCUUCGGAUUUGGGCCAGGUGGGUGAAAUCACCAUCACCAAGGACGAUUGCAUGAUGCUGAAGGGCAAAGGUAAAACGGACCAGAUUACUGCUCGUGUCGAACAAAUCCGUGACCAGAUUGCCGAUACAACUUCCGAGUACGAGAAGGAAAAGCUGCAAGAAAGGCUGGCUCGAUUGUCGUCCGGUGUUGCUGUGUUGAAGAUCGGAGGUUCUAGUGAAGUUGAGGUCAACGAGAAAAAAGAUCGUGUAAAUGAUGCGUUGUGUGCUACUCGUGCUGCCGUCGAGGAAGGUAUUGUUGCAGGAGGUGGCACUGCACUGUUGCGUUGUAUCAAGACGUUGGAAGGUUUGACCGCUAUAAAUGACGAUCAGAAAGCCGGUAUUGACAUCGUUCGCCGAGCGCUGCUUCAACCGUGCACUCAGAUUGCCAAGAACGCCGGUGUCGAUGGAUCGGUUGUCGUUGCCAAGGUAUUGGAUUUGCAAGGAGAUUUCGGAUACGACGCCUUGAACAGUGAAUAUGUAAACAUGAUCGAGCGAGGAAUCAUUGACCCGACCAAGGUUGUUCGAACGGCUCUGACGGAUGCUUCUGGAGUUGCUUCACUUUUAUCCACUGCUGAGGUUGUCGUGACGGAAGAACCCAAACCGGAAGGUGCUGGAGGAAUGGCUGGAAUGGGUGGAAUGGGCGGUAUGGGUGGUAUGGGAGGCAUGGGCGGAAUGAUGUAAUUUGAUCGCCAAUAGCAUACAUCUGCUAGGACUCCGAGUGAUGAAGCUACCCGUGAGGAUAAACCGCUACAAAAAACCUAGCAAGUUGAAACAAAAAUCUGAUCGGCAUCCUCUCGAAUACCGUCAUCGUUUUCGGUAGUCAAACAAAAUGCAUUUAUCUCGUAAUUCAGCGUUUGAUCUUCUCUCGCAUUUUACGCAUUUCUUUUUUCGCCACCGUCGACGGCGUUCAAAAGCAGAGUUAUAAAGUUACGGAUACUGUAGCUAGUAGUUACUAUUAAGGACGAACCACAAUCUUCCUUCCCACGAUGCUGCUUUUCUAUCAGCAACCGAAAGCGCGAUUGUGAUUAUUCUGUGUUAAAUGUCUGAUAGAAGUGGACUGUUUUAAAUUAAGGCAGUUGACCUAGCGAAGCUCUUCGUGGACGAAAGAUUAUUCCAUAGGAAAGCUAGAGGAACAGAAAGAGGAGGCACGCGGAACGAGUGUUGUUUAGAGUAUUUUUUUUUAAAUUUCGUCUUGAGACAUACCAGAGGGAAAAGUAGGAUUCUAAGAACUAUACUUUAAGUUCUCCGGUUGCCCCUUUCAUUGUAACUGAUUUUUUUUUGUCAGCUAUGCAUAUAAUUUUUCGUUACCGUACAAAUUCUAUCACAAGCAAGAGUGCGAACUUAGUCAGAGAGUAGUUGUAAAGAUUUUUCUUUGUGAACGUGUAUCUCCAUAAUGUUUGGUUAUAUAGAAGACAAGUAGCAGUUGUGUAGGCUAGUUUAUAGAUGGAAAUAAACUGAAGAAUCGUAUUUUAGGAUAAAACAGAUGAACAAAUGAAUAUGCAAUUUAUCACAUACAAGAGCAGAAAGUUGGCACACACAGCAGAAGGUAAAGCCGGUAUUCAAGCUGCAUAUAUACUGAAAAGAAAUUGAAUAUACAUGUUUUAUACAAAAGAAA